Lagopus muta (rock ptarmigan) is the source of this 1081-nucleotide messenger RNA. RefSeq lists its product as uncharacterized. NCBI's taxonomy places the organism in Eukaryota, Metazoa, Chordata, Aves, Galliformes, Phasianidae. The coding region runs from base 79 to 927 and encodes 282 amino acids. The transcript is spliced from 3 exons. The record is from RefSeq and is a predicted model, not a curated record.
GGAAGAGGAAGAGGAGGAAAACAAAAGAGGAAGAGGGCAAGGAGGAAGAGGAGGAGGAGGAAGAAAGAGAUGGGGUAAAUGAAGAGGAAGAGGAGGGGGAAAGGGAAGAGGAAGAGGAAGGGGAAGGGGAGAGAAAAGAGGAAGAGGGCAAGGAGGAAGUGGAGGAGGAGGAAGAGAGAGAUGGAAAUAGAAGAGGAAGAGGAAGAGGAGGAAAACAAAAGAGGAAGGGAAGAGGAGGAGGAAGAAGAGAAAAAUGGGGCAAAUGGAAGAGGAAGAGGAGGAGGAAGAAGGGAAGAGGAAGGGGAAGAGGAAAACGAAAAGGAUGAGGAAGAGGAGGGAAAGGAAGAGGAAGAGGGCGAGGAGGAGGAGGAAGAGAAGGAUGGGGUAAAUGGAAGAGGAAGGGGAAGAGGAAGGGGAAAGGGAAAGGGAAGAGGAAGAGGAAGGGGAAAGGGAGAGAAACAAAAGAGGAAGAGGGAGAGGAAGAGGAGGAGAAAGAAGAGAGAGAUGGAAAUGGAAGAGGAAGAGGAGGGGGAAGAAGAGCAAAAUGGAGGAGGAAGAGGAGGAGGAAGAGGGCAAGGAGGAAGAGGAAGAGAGAGAUGGGGUAAAAGGAAGAGGAAGAGGAGGAGAAAAAAGGGGAAGAGGAAGAGGGAGAGGAAGAGGAGGAGGAGGAAAACAAAAGAGGAAGGGAAGAGGAGAAGGAAGAAGAGAGAGAUGGGGCAAAUGGAAGAGGAAGAGGAGGUGAGAAAGAUGGAAAUGGAAGAGGAAGAGGAGAAAGGAGGAAGAGGAAGAGGAGGAGGAAGAGAAGGAAGAUGGGAGAGGAAGAAGAGGAGCAAAAUGGAAGAGGAAGAGGAAGAAGGGCAGAGGAAGAGGAGGAAAAGGAAGAGGAAGUGGGUAAGGAGGAGGAGGAGGAAGAGAGAGAUGGGGUAAAUGGAAGAGGAAGAGGAGAAAGGUGGAAGAGGAGGAGGAAGAAGAGAAAAAUGGAAGAGGAAGAGGAGGAGGAAGAGGGAGAGGAAGGGGAAGGGGAAGAGGAGGAAAACAAAAGAGGAAGAGGAGGAGGCAGAGGCGGAGCGCAGUACGGACG